Messenger RNA from Gongylonema pulchrum, 639 nucleotides. NCBI's taxonomy places the organism in Eukaryota, Metazoa, Nematoda, Chromadorea, Rhabditida, Gongylonematidae. The record is from the annotation of a GenBank genome assembly.
AUGAAAGUUUCGAGAAAUGAUUUUCAGCACAAUCAAGGAACAACGUUGCUUGUGGAAGAAAUUACCGGAAAAACGGAUAUUGUAGUUGAAAACAAUCAGUUCCAGCAUAAUCGAUUUCAGAAAAAUACAGCAUUGAGUUCCGCAGUGAAACUUGGGACGAGUGGAAAUUCUAGCGAAAUUCAAAUUUGCUUGUAUGGUAAUCUCAUACACCGUAACGUUAUGGAGAUCAUUUUGCAAAUUGGCCGAACUGUUCAAAAAAACACUCCGAUCGAUGUAAAAGUUGCCGUUGUCGGGAAUUCUUUCCUGGAAAAUCUUGCUCUGGAUACCGCUUAUUUGGCAACAAAUAAUGCAAAGAUUUCCUACAACAGUUUCAACAACGCCGAGGCUCGUUGCGAACUGCGAACUGGCUUAAAAAUAUCUCAAGCGCAAAUCAAUGCAACAAAUAAUUACUGGGGUUCGAGUAAGCAUGACAAGGUGAUGGAUCGAAUCUGUGACAGCCACAAAAAUCAGUCGCUGAUUCCGGUGGAAGUGAUGCCGUUUUUAAGUGCUGCCCCUGAACAGCUGUUCACAAACGUCAAGCAGCUAGGAAAUUUGCUUUCAAAAGUGUAUGACUUUUCUGGUUUCUUAGUACGAAAAUAG